Rhopilema esculentum is the source of this 5524-nucleotide messenger RNA. RefSeq names its product core alpha-(1,3)-fucosyltransferase. Gene Ontology annotation, cellular component: membrane. Gene Ontology annotation, molecular function: alpha-(1->3)-fucosyltransferase activity. Lineage: Eukaryota; Metazoa; Cnidaria; Scyphozoa; Rhizostomeae; Rhizostomatidae. The record is from RefSeq and is a predicted model, not a curated record.
GAAAGUUCUUGAAGCAGAGCAAUGCAAACACAACCAGAGCAGCUGCUUUUCUUUUAAUCAAUAUUUCAGUUAUUUUCUUUGUAAAUUGACUGGGUAUUGUGUGUGUACCAGAAUAAUAUGAAACUAUUGUACUCACAAUAGCUUCGCGUUCUUUAUUCUUUUACUAGCGCCCAGAUUCCCGGCGUUGUUAGGGAUUAGGGACCGAUAGCGUAAGCAUCGAUACAGAAGGCCAGAGGAAGUAAAUUUGAUAACUCAUCGUUUUAUCUUAUCUCGAUGGCCCAUCGCGGCUCCAAAAAUCUCCAACCAAAACAUUUGGCGGAUUCUCCAACAAAAGUGAGGAAAUGAGAAGUUCUAGACACUAAAGCAUAAACUUAUCUGAGAUGAUUCGGCCUUACCAGGUAAGACGUUACUUGGCUGGUCUGAUUGCCCUUGUGGUAAUUUCAACUCUUAUUGUUUGGAACAGUAAAAGUAAAAUUAAAGAUCCCUAUGGAGAUUACAGUGAAAAGAAAGAAACAUGGCACAAUGAAUGGCAGGCUCAUCUGAAAAAGGACACAAAAGUGAUUCUUCUCUAUACAACUUGGUUUGACCAUCAAUUUUGGAAUGGUAUGGAAGGAUCUAAGCUUUAUAAAUUUUUUGAAAAAUGCCCAAAACCCAAAAACUGCCUCCUCACAUAUGACAGGUCAUGGCUUAGUAAAGCAGAUAUCACUAUUUUCCAUGGCAGGGAUGUUGAAAUGGCAAAAAAUAGCUACUAUAGUCCUAGGACAUUAAAGGAAGUGCGAAAAGCAGUGCCAAAGGAUAAGCCUUGGGUUUAUCUAAGCCAUGAAAACCCUCAAAAAGACCUUAGUUAUUAUCAGCCAUAUGAUGGUCUAUUCAAUAUGACAGCCACUUUUGAUAGGAGAUCAGAUAUUUUUGUUGCAUAUGGUACCUACCUCAAGCAUUAUGAAGUAAAAGGAAACGCUAGAAACUAUGCAAAAGAAAAAACUAGCCUUGUUGCAUGGGCAGUGAGCAACUGUGGGUUAUUGAGGGAAGAUUAUGCUUUAGAGUUAGAGAAAUACGUAAGUCUGACAGUGUACGGGCGGUGCAGGAAACAUUUCAAAAAGCAAAGGAACUGUGCACACAAUAGCUAUACUUGUAGAAAGGAACUGUCAAAAUACAAAUUCUACCUAGCAUUUGAAAAUAAUUUUUGCCAUGAUUAUGUCACUGAAAAAUAUUGGGAAAGACUAGAGCAAGAUGUUGUCCCAGUGGUAAUGGGUGCAAAUUAUGACAAUGGAUUGGUUAUUCCAGAGUCGUACAUAGAUGCCAGUAAAUUUGACUCAAUCCAGAAACUAGCAGAGUAUCUUCUAUACCUUGACAAAAACGAUGAUGAAUAUAACAAGUACUUUUCUUACAAGGCAAAUUACAAAAUGGGGGAUAUGACAAUUUACUGUCAAAUUUGUGAUAGCUUGCAUGAAAACUCCUUAGUUGCAACCAGACAAGUUGAACUUUCUGCAGAAUACAAUUAUGAAAGAAAUUGUGGUGCUUAUAAACCCAAGAUGAAACUAAUUCGUAAACAGAUUGAAAAUUCGCAGAAAAGUAGUAGUCAGUUGACCCUUCUUUGGCGCAGGCUUCGCCGUUUCCUUCGUUUAUGGUGAAGAAGUUGGACUUAGUGUAAAGUCAGAACUAUCAAAGUUGGUUUUUAUAUAAAUUUUCUGCAUCUUUUAAUCUUGCUAUUUUAUGUUGGCAUUGGUAGAAUCAAAACUCAGGCCCCACUACCGGUACCCCACCCAACCCCAAAAAUUGGGCUUUCAGCGCUGUUUAUCAUCAGGUGUUCUUCCUUGCUCCAUUGAUGGUGCUAAAAAAUCAUUUAAUGUGGUAACAUUUAUAAUCUAUAGAAGUUCCAACAUAUGGUAUAGUGCACUGCCAGCAGGGGGGGGGGCUUAUUCAAGAGAGGGGCUUAUUUAAAACUUAACGUUUGAAAAGGGGUUUAUGCAAGGAGGGGCUUAUUCAAGAGAGGAGCCUUAUUAAAUUUUUACGGUAAGUCAGACUAUUUUGUCUGGUUCCAUAAUAUCUGAAUGAUCUACCUAAAAGUUACCAAAUGCCUUUGAAAGGUCUCCCAACCCAAAGCCAGCAACCGUUUUUUUAAAAGUCUAUUUUAGCUGUUGUUCGUGUAGAUAUUCCUUCCUUGUCGUUAUUUAGACAGAUGAUUCAAGAUGUAGAAACUUUUUUGCUACUGAUUCUUAUAAGAUGUUACAUAGUUUAAUGAGAACACUGUAGUUUCUUUUGUCUAUCCUGCUACACAUUGUUUAAAUGGAACUCUUAUCAAGAAAGUCGCAUCAAGAAAAUCUAUCAUCCCUUUUUUUGGGCGAAAAGUUUUUGAACUUAACCUUUAGAACGUCUUUGGCGAGCAGAUUAACGUCACUCGUUUUACCUUCUGGAUGAAGCUUGAUAUUAAAUUUAAAAAAUACUGAAUAGUUUGAUAAUAUUUUUAAAACACCAAAACCGUCAUAAUUUCCGUUUCAAUAUCAGCUAUAAUAUAAUCGAAAAUUCAGAAGUUUGAGCGAACCGCGGUAUAUAAGAAAUAUACCUACAUACACAUUUCUUAUAACAAGGGCAAAACAAACGAGGGAUUAAAACUAAAUACGAUGAUUGUAAGUUUAGGCUACAUGAGAGAGAUGAUCCCAAAUCAACGAAGAAAUAUUUAAUCAAUAACAAAACAAAAGAUGACUAAACCAGGAAAGUCUUACUUAACAAUUGUUUGAUAGCUCGAUAUUAUUACAGUACUAUAAGUUAAAUACUACAUAGAUCUGUGCUUCCUGGAAACUGGAAAAGUUCGAAUUCACACAACACGUUGAAAAAUAAUCCCAAGAAGUUGUUUCGACCGCGUCCGUUUACAGUGUGGUUUCAUAUUCCAGACAAUAAAUGUUCCAUUCCGGACGUUUCUCAAAUAUCAAGAAAUCAAGGGGGUAUUACAAAUAUCCUUUAUCCAGUCAUUCAGAUUCAAUGCUACCUAUAAUUAAGAAAAAUAAUACCAAAUCUUUGUCUAGACAUUAAAAAUUUAAUAUACUGUUUUCAGAUUGAAUAUUUGCCAGGGUCUCCGACGAAGGCGGGGGGGUGUGGCCCCCACUUUUUUUAAAAUAUUUUGCAAUGAUCGCUAAAUAUUCCCUUGCCCCGCCCCCAACUUUCCAACCUGCGUCGGAGCCCAUGUAAGCUAUAAUUAAAACAAAUAAUCACAAAUAUUUUUCUAAAUAAAAGCAGUUCUCUUCAUUUUUAGGUACAUUAAUUCUAAUAGAUAGGAAAGGUGAAGAUUGUAUCUUUAGACAGUGUAAACAUUAUGCCACAAAAGUUGGUUUCGUUUUUUUUGAAAAAAAAUGAGAAAGGCUGUAAAGAGCGAUAACAAGUGUAAAUAUAUAUUAUUUCUGCUUAUGUAAUCAUUUUUAGGUAUUGCAUUGUCAACUUUAGGCCUUAAUUAGCAGUAAAUUAGCUACUUUUCUAGCAGCCUACUGUAAACAAAUUGAUAAUAAUGAUAACAGGAGAUAACAGAGUUGGUGCAAAGAAAAAGGAAAAGAUAGAGACAUAUAAUAGAGGCAGUAGCAUAGCUAUUGUGGCAGCUUCUCAAUCCAUACGUACUGUGUUUUUCAAUAAAGAUAUCCAUUGUGCCAAAAUCUGAUUUCAUAUCUUUGUAAGUAAAUCUGAUUUCGAUAUGGCAUUGACAUAUGAUGUUGAUGUGCUCUAGCCAGGGGCGGAUGCAGAAAAAAAUCUGACAUUCGCAAAGUUUCGACCACGCCUAUAUGACCACGCCCAAAAAAAAUCAGUCAAAUUUUACUAUAGUCUCAGAAUCGAAGUUUUCCACUUAAAGAUGUAUUUUUCCUUAUAUUAAGUUUUAGGAUUAGGAAACAGAAAAUGUUGAGGCUCAAAGGUUGAGAAAUUAAAGGAUAAAUAUUAAGAAUAACAGCCAGGUCUGGAUUUCAUUGACAAUUUGGUAUUUUACUUAUUGAGUGAACAAGAAAAGAGAUCUCUGGAAAAAUUUUGAGAAACACUCAUCAAGUUUUUGUUGUGUUGGCAUGUUUUGUUUCCUACAUGGCUUUUGUGAUGGAAAAACAGCAGCAAAGAUUUGAAAUGUCCUCUUAAUAAUGAUUUAAUGGCAAGUCUAGGCACAGAACCACAAAUUGUCAAGAACAAAGAGGAUGAGCUAGAAUAAGGGUAUAUUAGAUGUGUGUAUCACCCCUUCUCAGGGAGAAAAACUCAUGAAAAACAUUUUAUGUCACUCACUUAAAAAACAGCCAUUUACAGAAAGGAAUCUUAGUUCUAUUUAUACAAUGAUAUUAUUUAACAAUCAAAUACUGUGUUUAGUGUAGAAAUUUUCAAUGCAAUAUCCACCCAAAUGUUUGACUUCAACACCAAAUACCUUAGGGGCUCAGAGCUUUUCUGUUAUUUAUUUUGUGCAUUCACCUUUCUAUCUAAACUGCUGUGUGAUGUGCCUUAAACAUGGCCAAAAAUACCAGUUAGGUCAAUACACAUCAUACAAUUUUAGUAUUUUCAGGUGUUGGUAAAACAGCAAAUGUAACAGAAUUUAAAACAAUUCAUUGUCUUUCCAUAACAAGAACAUCAUAAAUAUAUAUUAUAUACAAAUUUUAAAUGUACAUCAAACAAAGUCAGUAAUGGCAUAAGAAAUAAGGCAAACAUGGUAACUUUUACUAUAUGGAUUUAUAUAAAGAUAUUUACUUGGCAGAACCAACUUGCUGUGAAUUUCUUAUUAAUAAUGUAGUAAUUCCCCCAUUAGGAUCAUUCCAUUGAUUGCACUUAUUUACUACCCAUAUUUACAUUUAUUUACACACACAAUAACAUAGAAAAGAAAACUGUCAGUCACUUGCAAAUUCAUAAACAAAAAUUAAUGAAUCUUAAGGGUAUUUCAGAACCAAAAGUUUCAAAUGGUAUACUCUUAUAGUGUGGAAACCACAAAUAAUUUUACUAGUUUUAGAGGUUAAACUCAUGAAAAGGGUUACCAUAUUUAUGGCAUGACCAGAAAAAUAAAAUCAAAAUACUAUUACAAUUUCUCAUUUACAAAUAUGGCAGUCUAGAUUUUUCCAAAACUGACAGCAUAAAAUUAACAAGAAAAGAAUACGCCGUAGAAAAUGCAAUAUCUUAUUCAAAAACAAAUCCCCAGCACAGUCAAACUAUUUACAGGUUUGUGAUAAUAACAACAUCUAUCAAAAAAAAUAUCUAGAACUCUAAAAUUCAGCAUAUUCAAAUUCAUCAAGAUAUUUAUAGAACAGCAUCAUUCGUCAGAAUGCUACAUCAUCAUUAUCAAGAUAUACCUGACUUGAACCCUAAAAGUUCUGAUUGACAGCCUGUAUAAAAAUGGCUAUUUACCUUAAAAAGCAUCACGUAUUCUUCAAAAUAUUAUUUGAGUCUGAAUCUCUGUCUAAAUAACGUCCUCCAUCAUGAAAAUGAAAACAUAGGCAAAAUUUUGGUUCAACAAUUUUAGGUCCAACUGAACUGUCCUCGCAUAUUGCCAUCUAUCAAAUUCCAUCCAUCAACCAAAAUC